AACCGGAACAGCAAAAAGGCAUGAGAGGAGAGCGAUGCAGAAAUGAAUGGGUGCAAAAUCCUGGACAUGUUGACAGUGUUAUAUCCGUAACGUCGUCAUGUUUUCAGUAGUAUAAAACAUAUCAAAAACACCUAUGAAUUUAACGAUGGAGUGCGACAUUUUGGACUCUUUGGAGGAGCUUGGCUACGCCGGUCCUCUGCUGGAGGAGAAGGCGUUGCUCGGAGCCGCAGAGGGAGGCCUGUGCUCUCCGGAGUUUGUGGAGCUGUGCCGGUGGCUGGCCUCCAGCCUGAAGCCGCUGUGUGAUCUGGAGGAGAGCAUUAUUUCCGGUCCAGAAGACUUGGACAGCCUUCAGCUGGAGAUGAGUGGUCUGCUCAAAGAGCUGCACUGUCCUUAUGGAGAUCUAGUUUCAGGGAUUCUCAAAGGCAGUGUGCAGAAUACAAAGGAUCAUCUCAAAUGUCUCUUGUUCCUGAGCUCUGAGCUCCAGGCGGCUCAGAUUGUGAGGAGCAGAGCAGACUCUCGUAAACAAGAAGAGGGUCCUGUUUGGGAGGAGCUCCUGGUCAUCUGUGAGACACUGAACCUGCCGGGGCCCAGAGGACAGGACGCAGCAGUGGUUCUGUCUCAAGUCCAAGACAAGGUUGAAAAAGUACUUAAAGAACUUCCAGAUGGCUCCAUUGAAAACCCAGUACUAAAGACAUCUCUACACAGUGAACAAUGGGAGAAGUUGUACAACAUUAACGCAGCUCUGUCUUCAGAAUACGAGUGUCGGCGCAGGAUGCUGAUCAAACGGCUGGACGUCACAGUUCAGUCCUUUGGGUGGUCGGACAGAGCCAAGGUAAGGGUGGACAGCAUGGCGAGGGCCUACCAGCCCAGGAGACACUCUCUGAAGCCUCAGUCCACCGUGGACAUGGCCCAGCUGCUGGCGGCCAGAGAGGAUAUCUGCAACGUGGUGAAGACCAGCAGCGGCUCCAGCACGGAGAAGACCAGCUGCGCUGUCAACAAGAUUCUAAUGGGGAGGGUCCCGGACAGAGGAGGACGUCCCUCAGAGAUGUCAGCCCCGGCUCCUGAGAUGCCACCCUGGAAAAAAAGAGAAGAUGGUGGACACGGUGGUGGCUGGGGAGGCCGUGGUGAUGGAGGCCGUUGGGGAGAGGAUGGAGGUGGAAGGAACCAAGGAGGACAUGGUGGACAAGAAGGAAAGAGAGGGCGGUACCAGUAUUAGUUUCGACCGACACUAUCUUGUGUGUCUUUUUAUAUAAGUGAUCAAAAAAUCAUAUUGGACAUGAACUGAACUCCACCGAGGAAGAAAAAGUAACUGUAUUUCUACUUUUUAAUUUUCUCAUCUCUCAAAAAUAACAGCAAUCAUUUUAGAAUUUCUUUUGCACAGGAGCAAAUGAUUUAACAGCGGCAUUGUGCCACAAUUCUGGAACUGUGUCCCAAAUCCAUAUUUCAUACUGACUCUAAGGAUGCUUCAGUGUGUAUGGUGUUUAGACUGCACACGUAACUACAUUUAACCUCAUUUAAAGUAUAUGUAUUGAACAAAAACUUUUAUUUUUGAGUGUUGAUGGACCCUGUCUUCCCAAAAUGCAAUGAACUUAAGAAAAGGGUGAACUGUUCAUAACUUUAAAACUAAUAGCAGAUGUUAGUCAAACAGCCCCAGAUAACCUAAUGUAUUAUUAUAAUCUGGGGGAAGCUAUAACCAGUUCAGUAGGUGUAUUUUCUUUUAUCAUAUCUGCAAAAAAGCCUGGAAAGGAUACUAUGAAAAUCUUUUUAUUGUUUACAUUUAUUUUGGAAUUUGGGACACGGCUUACAAUUCCACAGAUAUCAGAGGGAGGAACCACCGAUGAGAUGAACAAAGACACUACACAUGUUUUUUUCUUGGCAUAAAAUAACACGCUUCCCUUUUAAUCAUGUUAUUGUAUCAAGUGAUUUAAGGAUAGAGAACACAUCUUUGACUGAAGUCACUGCUACCUGUUAGAAAACUGAGGAAUCAGAAGAUUGGACUGAUCAGCUCUCGCCUCAUUUCCUUGAAGAUUCUGUACCAGCUAUGAUCUUUUCCACCUCUGAAUUUAUUUAAUAAAGACACCUUUCUAAAGUAAACUCUUUUAUUUUUGAUGCAACAGAUAUAGAAAUAGAGGCAGAAUAAUUCCUACCACAAGGGGGCAUGUGUGUGAUGAAUUAAAUAGAGAAACAAUGUAUUUCCAAAUAUUUAUUCUUGGCUGAAAAGAUUUUCUACACUUUUUUCCAAUGGCAUACCAUUUCUUGUUCAAUAGAUAGUUUAUACAGUUUGUACAAUAACCAAUAUUCAUAAAAGCAAAAUUGUACAUUAUGAACAACAGACCUGUACAUGGACAACAGUUCAAUCACUCUUCAGUCUCCACACUAAGACUCAUUCAGUAUCUUCAAACCAAAAACCUGAAACAAAUUCAUACGGGCGUUUAAAAAGAUCCAGUUGAACUCAUCUCAACUUCAGUUCAGAUGAGUUUCCUCCAGUUAAGUUAGAUCACUGCCCACGCGUCUGACACCAACAACAAGGCAAGACAAAUAAGGGGUUAAAAAUCACUUUGGCCACAUUAUAAAUUAAAUUGGUGUCUUGCAUUGAUAAUAAAGGCAAACAUAUUUCUAAUUGCUAAAAAGUAGUUUGACUUUAUGUAAACUUCGCGUGUACGCAUUGUUCCUGGACAGGUGAAUUCAUAAUUGGCUUUAAAUACGCUCUGUAGCUCGAGCAGGAAAGGGAAGUGUUCACUAAAAGUCAGGAUGCUAUUUGUAACAGCAGGAAUAA
Molecule: messenger RNA, 2776 nt
Organism: Notothenia coriiceps (black rockcod)
Lineage: Eukaryota; Metazoa; Chordata; Actinopteri; Perciformes; Nototheniidae
Gene: tslig3b
Product: family with sequence similarity 98 member B
Exons: 8
Coding region: 134-1216 (360 amino acids)
Cellular component (GO): tRNA-splicing ligase complex
Source: RefSeq, a predicted model, not a curated record